AAUAUUACCAGUAUAAGAAUCGGUGGACUACGAGCGACUAGUCUCAGUAUUCCGGAUAACCCGUACGCGUUAACACACCCACAGACUUAAGAAUCUUGACAAAUCUUAAAAUUUCUUGGCUUAUAUUUAAUAUUUGACACGCCAAAGAUCCUACUAAAAUGCGUGAAUGUAUAUCAGUUCAUAUCGGACAAGCCGGUGUACAGAUCGGCAAUGCUUGCUGGGAACUGUAUUGCUUAGAGCAUGGAAUCCAACCAGAUGGACAAAUGCCCUCUGACAAGACAAUUGGAGGUGGAGAUGACAGCUUUAAUACUUUUUUCAGUGAAACCGGAGCAGGGAAACAUGUCCCAAGAGCUGUGUUUGUUGACUUGGAACCAACUGUCGUUGACGAAGUGCGUACUGGCACUUACAGGCAGUUGUUUCAUCCAGAACAGCUGAUCACCGGCAAAGAGGACGCGGCCAACAACUAUGCCAGAGGUCACUACACUAUUGGCAAAGAAAUAGUGGACAUCGUGUUGGACCGAAUCCGCAAAUUAGCCGAUCAGUGCACUGGCUUGCAAGGUUUUCUAGUGUUUCACUCAUUCGGGGGAGGCACCGGUUCCGGGUUUACGUCAUUGCUAAUGGAGCGGCUCAGUGUGGAUUAUGGCAAAAAGAGCAAGUUGGAGUUCUCUAUUUACCCAGCGCCUCAAGUGUCUACUGCCGUAGUGGAACCGUAUAACUCUAUACUCACCACGCACACCACCCUAGAACAUUCCGAUUGUUCUUUCAUGGUAGAUAAUGAAGCUAUCUAUGACAUAUGCCGUAGAAACUUAGACAUCGAGAGACCCACUUACACGAAUCUCAAUCGACUUAUCGGUCAAAUCGUUUCUUCUAUCACUGCGUCGUUGAGAUUUGACGGCGCCCUCAAUGUGGAUCUCACAGAAUUUCAGACCAACUUGGUUCCGUACCCACGAAUCCACUUCCCUUUGGCUACGUAUGCGCCUGUGAUAUCCGCCGAGAAGGCUUAUCACGAGCAAAUGACUGUAGCUGAAAUCACCAAUGCGUGUUUUGAACCGGCCAAUCAAAUGGUGAAGUGCGAUCCCAGACACGGCAAGUAUAUGGCAUGCUGCAUGUUGUACAGAGGCGACGUGGUACCCAAAGACGUAAAUGCGGCCAUCGCCACGAUAAAGACCAAACGGACCAUACAAUUUGUGGACUGGUGUCCAACUGGGUUUAAAGUAGGUAUCAAUUAUCAGCCGCCCACAGUGGUGCCUGGCGGUGACUUGGCCAAAGUUCAACGUGCAGUGUGCAUGUUGUCUAAUACAACGGCCAUAGCUGAGGCAUGGGCCCGUCUCGACCACAAGUUCGAUCUCAUGUACGCUAAACGAGCGUUCGUUCAUUGGUAUGUCGGAGAAGGUAUGGAAGAGGGUGAGUUUAGUGAGGCCCGCGAGGACUUGGCUGCUCUGGAAAAAGACUACGAGGAAGUAGCCACUGAUUCAGCCGAUGGUGGCGACGAAGGUGAUGAAUACUAAAGUGAUGGGUCUACCGAUUGUAUGAAUUCCAUAACUUGUUUAUGGACACCACAGUGUUUGACGUAACUUCAGAUUUACUGGCAAAAUCACAAUAUUUUAUUUUCAGAUAAAUAACAGUUUAUCAGACAAUUUUAAAUUAACUUUGUUUACUGUAUUUACCAAACUCUGUUUGAUAAAUAUAUUGAAAUUCACUUUUAAUCGAAAGAAAAUUUUGUAAAAAAUAUUGAGAUAACUCAUUUAAUUAAUUUUACCGCAACAAUUAAACACACAACUAACAUUAUUGCUUAUAUAUUUUUAAAGGAUAUUUUAAAGCGUAUUUUUAAAAAAUAAGAUUUUUUGCACAUCCUAGAAUUCAAGAUAAUUAGUUUGUAAGAAAAAUUUCCAGUUACUAAACGAUUUAAUUUAGAAUUUAUAUAAAAUGUAUUUUUUUUAUUCUAAGUGUUUUACAUUUAAAAUUUUUCAAAUUAUAAUUUAGUUAAUCGAAAAUCAAUUUUAAUUUUAUAAAACAGAUAAGUAAGUGUCAAUUGUAAACGCUAGAUAUAAGUUAUCGAACAAACAAUACACUUUUAAAUUCAAUUAGUUUUAAUUAGCAGUUAGCCAAUUGGCUUGGUUUGUAUUUUACUCGAUCGAGUUUUUAAUUGAAAUUAAAAAGAUACGAGUACCUAAUUUGUCUUUAUUUAUAGGUACAACAUGAUAUUGCACGUAUGAUACGUAUUAUAAGGUGCACUGAAUUACAUUUAAUUAUAGACAGUUUAAUUGAAUAAUGGAAAAAAAAACAUAUCUCGUUUUUCAGGCAACAGUAAUUAUUUCUAUCCAAUUUUACCAUGUAAUUAUCAGCAUCGAAUGUUGAAUUAUACAAUUAUAAACAACACAACAGUUAAUUAUUUUCAACAUAAUUCAUUUUAAUUAACUUAAUGUAUUAUGUUAUUAAGUUAAAUUGACAAAAUUUAGUUUUAUUGGUGGAAAUACAUUUUAAUUUUCAAUAUUCUAAGAAAUAAAAAUAUAAAAUAAAAUUCAGUGUUUAAGUUUUAUUUAGAUUUGAUUAAGCACUGGUAUAUUCAAUUUUAAAAGUGUAUCGGGAAUUAUUUUGUUGAAUUUUCAAUGGGAAAAAUGACAAUUGAAUUAUAUAAAAAUACAUUUUAUACAAGAACAUUACUUUAAAAAUUAGCUUUUGUUGUAAUUAAAUGAUCAUAGAACAAAUAAAUUCUUUAGGCUUGAUUUUUUACUUAUUGUCAUAAUUAUUAAUUAAGUUACAAAAAGUUCAAUAGUUGAAGAUUUCAUAUAUUUGAAAAUAAUAUUUUAUUGUAAUGAUUUUCAAUUGUCUCUCUUU
This is a messenger RNA of Daktulosphaira vitifoliae (grape phylloxera), 2838 nucleotides long. RefSeq names its product tubulin alpha-1C chain. Gene Ontology annotation, biological process: mitotic cell cycle; microtubule cytoskeleton organization. Lineage: Eukaryota; Metazoa; Arthropoda; Insecta; Hemiptera; Phylloxeridae. Gene Ontology annotation, molecular function: GTP binding; structural constituent of cytoskeleton. Gene Ontology annotation, cellular component: cytoplasm; microtubule. The transcript has 4 exons. Bases 159 to 1508 code for a protein of 449 amino acids. The record is from RefSeq and is a predicted model, not a curated record.